AUGUCGCUGGCCAAGGCUAGAGAUGAUGGUCCCAUUCAGAGGACCAUUCAGAAGUAUUUGGAUGCCUUGAAAGCAGUUUUGGGAGUGUACUCUGACAGGAUUGGAGAAUACUGGAGAUACUCAGCUGAGUCUUGGGGGCCUCAAGCAAAGCUCUUGGAGUUUGAGGCUGUGGGGCUGGUUCGGGCUUUCCUGUGGGCACCAGAGUCGGUUUGCGUGUGCCCAGCGAUAACCAAGAGCCCCGAGAAGAGGGGGAGCCUUCUGAAACUGAGCGCACUAGUGGCGGCGCGCUGGCUCGACGCUGCAGGGACACGUUCCCGGGCUCCCGCCAGCAGAGGACAUCCCGCCGCCGUCCCUCAGCGCCUCAGCGCUCCCGCCGCAGCAGCGCCGGCUGCCCACGGUGCCGCCUCAGGCGGGCGCGCUGCCCGGCCCAGGCCGUGCUCGGGGUGCCGGCGGCCGCUGCGGAGCUGCAGCGGAGCGGGGCGAGCCGAGCCGGGAGCGGCGCGGGAGGCGGAGGCCCCGCCGCAGCGGGCGGCGCUGAGGGGCGGGCAGGGCCGAGGGGCCGCGGCUCCGCAGGCCGCGCCCGUGGCGGCGGUGUGUCCGCAGCGCCGCGGGGUCCGAGGGGACAGCGCGUGUGCCGGGCACGGAGAGAGGCAGGGACGGUGCAGGGAGGCUACCCUGCGACGAGAGGGAGAGAGGGAGAAGGGUAGGGAGCGAGGAGUGGGGAUGUGUACGGGACUGCAAGGGAGGAACCGGGAGAGGAAAAGGGACGUCUCUCAGCAGGGAGAAAGCCAGAGACGCUUGUACAGGGAACUGCUGCGGAACUACAAUCGUCUGGAACGACCCGUAGUGAAUGACUCCCAACCGCUCGUAGUCGAACUCCAGCUUUCCUUGCUGCAGAUAAUUGAUGUGGAUGAGAAGAAUCAGGUUUUGAUCACCAAUGCUUGGCUGCAGAUGUCCUGGGUUGAUGCUUACUUGUCUUGGGAUCAAUAUGAAUACCCAGGAGUGCAGAACUUGCGAUUUCCUGCUGACCAGAUUUGGGUACCAGACAUUCUUCUGUAUAACAGUGCAGAUGAAAGAUUCGAUGCAACAUUUCACACAAAUGUGCUGGUGAACUACUCUGGAUCCUGCCAAUAUAUUCCUCCAGGCAUUUUGAAGAGCACAUGUUACAUUGAUGUCCGCUGGUUCCCCUUUGAUGUGCAGAAGUGUGAUUUGAAGUUUGGCUCCUGGACUCACAGUGGCUGGUUGAUCGACCUGCAGAUGCUGGAGGCUGAUGUUUCCAACUACAUCUCAAAUGGAGAAUGGGAUUUAGUGGGUGUCCCAGGGAAGAGGAAUGAGAUGUACUAUGAAUGCUGCAAAGAACCAUACCCAGAUGUGACAUACACCAUCACCAUGCGUCGACGCACCCUCUACUAUGGCUUGAACUUACUCAUUCCCUGUGUUCUCAUAUCUGGCUUAGCACUGCUUGUAUUCCUUUUGCCAGCUGAUUCUGGGGAAAAGAUUUCUUUAGGUAUCACUGUCCUUCUUUCCCUGACUGUAUUCAUGCUGCUUGUGGCUGAGAUCAUGCCUGCAACUUCUGACUCUGUCCCACUAAUAGCUCAGUAUUUCGCUAGCAUCAUGGUCAUCGUUGGUCUGUCUGUGGUGGUAACAGUGCUGGUUCUGCAGUUUCACCAUCAUGACCCCCAAGCAGGAAAGAUGCCCAAAUGGGUCCGUGUCAUCCUGCUGAAUUGGUGUGCUUGGUUUUUACGAAUGAAAAAGCCUGGGGAAAACAUAAAGCCCCUGUCUUGCAAGUACAGCUAUUCCAAGCAGCAGCUGAGCAUAAACAGCAUGGAAGUGAACGUCCUUCCCGGGCACCCGUCCAGCAAUGGUAACACCAUCUACAGCUACCACCCCAUGGAGAGCCCGUGCUGCCCACAGCAGAACAACCUGGGCAGCAAGGGCGGAAAGACGACCUGCCCCUUAGCAGAAGAUAUGGAGCUUGUGCAAAAGAAAGGUUUAGUGGACACUCUUCCAGUGAUGGUGAAGAUCCUGGAGGAAGUCCAGUUCAUAGCGAUGCGGUUCAGGAAGCAAGAUGAGGGUGAAGAGAUCUGCAGUGAGUGGAAGUUUGCAGCUGCAGUCAUAGACAGAUUAUGUCUGGUUGCAUUUACCCUUUUUGCCAUCAUUUGCACAUUUACAAUACUCAUGUCUGCUCCAAAUUUUAUAGAAGCUGUUUCAAAGGAUUUUGCAUAAGGUUUUCAAAGAUGAGCAUGAAAAUCAAAAAGUGAAUAUUGCCAGUAAUUUUACUAGAUAAUUUAACUCAAAUAGAGAAGUGUACUUAUAUGUGCUAACAUACACAGAAGGGGAUUAAAAUAAUUUCAGGACAUAAUUAUUCCUGAUGUUAGUGAUUGUAGUUACUGAAUAGUAAAUGUAUUGAACUCUGUUACUUAUUUCAUAGACUAGUGCCACAUGUAAUUAUGUCAAGAUCUGUGAUAAGUGAUAGACAAGAAUUCAAUACAUUACAAUACUAUAAUAUAUUUAUUACAAGUUAACAUUGUAUCAAUGUGUUACUUUGAAUUUGUGAACUCUUGGAUAUUGUUAAUUUAAAUGACCUUGAAGACUAUAAUUUUUGCAUCAUUUUAUUGUUUUCAGUAUGUCUGUGUUUUAUAAUUAUUGU
Serinus canaria (Common canary) is the source of this 2650-nucleotide messenger RNA. RefSeq names its product neuronal acetylcholine receptor subunit alpha-7-like. Bases 1 to 2226 code for a protein of 741 amino acids. The transcript is spliced from 12 exons. Gene Ontology annotation, biological process: regulation of membrane potential; chemical synaptic transmission; monoatomic ion transmembrane transport. Gene Ontology annotation, cellular component: synapse; neuron projection; postsynaptic membrane. NCBI's taxonomy places the organism in Eukaryota, Metazoa, Chordata, Aves, Passeriformes, Fringillidae. The record is from RefSeq and is a predicted model, not a curated record. Gene Ontology annotation, molecular function: acetylcholine-gated monoatomic cation-selective channel activity; transmembrane signaling receptor activity.